AUGUUCGAAUUUGAAGAAGCCUUCAAUGAUAUGCUAAACAAUAUUCGCCUUGCUGUUCAAAGCAAGGAGGAUCAGCCAAAUAUUCAAUUGAAUCUGGGUUUAAUUUCGGAAACAAUUCAAGAAUUAUUGGAGAGUGAAGAGGAAAAUAUUGAUCAACAAAUCGAGGUAUUGGCAAACUUUUUGAUUGAAUUGAUGAAGGUAAUACCAUUUAGUUAUGGUCCUCUUGCUUUCCUCUUCUUGUUUAUGGGUGUCAUGUUUGAAAAUAAUGUGGAAUUGAAUGAUGAACAAGCUGCUGUUUAUGUUAAUGCUUUGAUCAAUUAUGCUUCAAACACCUUCUUGUUAGUCGAUCAGUUUGGAGACAGAAUUCCACCUCAAAUAUUGAAGCAGUAUGAAGAUGCCUUGAGAAGAAUUGAAUUGUCUCUUGUGGCUACUUCGAGUAGAUCUGAAAAAGUGAGAGCUGCCAUGCGUGCUCAUCCAAAAUUUAAUGAAUUCCAAGAACUUACUGCAGCCAACAGAUGGGAGUAUAAGUUUCUCUUCUUUGCAACAAACAUUUUAGAGAAUGAGGAUAUUAUUGUUAUUCAUCCUUUGGAAAAUUGGGGUGUUGAAAUGAGAAUUGACGGAGUUACAAGUAAUUGGAGUUUACAUGUACUAAUGGCUCACUAUCUCAAACAACAUAAUCCAAGCUUGGCAAUCAAGGCACCUCCUAAAAAACAAGUGGAUUGUUUAUUGGGAGAAGGUAGCUCAAUGGUUGGUGGUUCAAUGUCAUGGGUUUAUGAAUGCUACAAUUGGACUGGUAUUGAUAGAAUUCCGCUAAACUCAUCCGAUUCUGAAUGUUUUUCAAAGUCACUCAACCAUAAGGUAUGGGGAGAAGGAGUUCCAUGUGAUAUUAUGAAAUUUGAAGGAAAGAGAAUUAUCUUAUUGGGCCCACUUUCUUACAAUAGAAGUAUGAGUGCAUCCAGAGAUUUUGAAUCACAAAAAGCUUCUCUUACAAUUCUGAGAGAUUUGAGCAAUGAAGAAAUUCAACAAUUACUUUCUAAAUUGACUUCCAUAAGCAAGGAAGAUAAGCAAAAGGCUCUCGAGGAAGCAUCCAAAAUUUCUCAUGUUGCUAUCUCUGAAAAGUAA
This is a messenger RNA of Naegleria gruberi, 1122 nucleotides long. RefSeq lists its product as uncharacterized. The coding region runs from base 1 to 1122 and encodes 373 amino acids. Lineage: Eukaryota; Heterolobosea; Eutetramitea; Acrasida; Naegleriidae. The record is from RefSeq and is a predicted model, not a curated record. The transcript has a single exon.